AGUGACGUCAUUCGACUGCAGGUUCGGACUUUCAUGGGAAUUGUGGCUCUUGCGACCCCCUUCGCCCCAGCCCACUGACAACUGUUCCAACGGCCUUUCUGGCCUCAGUGCAGACUGGGGAUGUCAUCUACGUCUGUGCACGAGGUUCCGCAGCGGCCCCUCCGCGUAAGCCCCACCGAGACUUCUGAAUGUUAAAUCACCUCUCAUUCCAGACUUUACCAGCUCCUAAUGGUGGAAGCAAUUAUAAGUGCCCCGCCCCUUGGCCGUGACGACAUCAAAAGGCGUCCAGAAAGACGCUGGACGCGUCAGAAAUGCUGGAGUCCCUGCUGGCCCUCGGUGGCUUGGUGCUUCUUCGAGGUGAGGGGCAGAGCCGAGGCUGGUGGGGCCGGAUCAAGGGGCGGCUGUCUUGCAAGGAGCAGUGGCUCGCAGAUUCCGUGGAGUGGGAGGGACGUGGUCUUCUGAAGGCACUUAUCAAGAAAUCUGCUCUUUGUGGGGAACAAGUCCACGUCCUGGGCUGUGAAGUGAGUGAGGAAGAGUUUCGUGAAGGUUUCGGCGCUGAUGUCAACAACCGACUGGUUUACCAUGACAUCUUCAGAGAUCCUCUUAACUGGUCAAAAACUGGGAAGGCUUUCCCUGGAGGACCUCUGGGAAUCUUAAGAGCCAUGUGCAGGAGGACAGGUCCUGGUCCUGUCACAGUUGCUCUUGAUUCACUCAGCUGGCUGUUGCUUCGUCUUCCCUGCAUUACACUCUGCCAGACCCUACAUGCUCUGAGCCAGCCAAACAUCUACCCAGGUGACAACUCCCAGGUAGAGCAGGUACGGGUGUUGGGCCUACUACAUGAAGAGCUUCAUGGUCCCGGCCCCAUGGGAGCACUGAGAUCCCUUGCUCACACGGAGGUGACCCUGAGUGGUAAAAUGGGCCAGGCUUCAGCCUCCAUCCUCUAUAGAAGGCCCCAGCAGCAUGCAACUCUUCAGACUUGGUGGUUCUCCAUCCUUCCUGACUUCAGCCUGGAUCUCCAUAAGGAGUCUCCCCUCCAGUCCCAGCCACACCUAGAUCCUCAAACAACCCAGUAUUUGUACCUACAGGUGGACCCCACAGCUCAUUUGACAUUUAAUCUUCACUUGUCCAAGAAAGAAAGAGAAGCCAGAGACAGCCUGACUCUGCCUUUCCAGUUCAGCUCUGAAAAACAGCAGGCUCUGCUAUACCCUGUACCAGGCCAGAAGAGCCACAUCUUCUAUGAACCAGAUGCUUAUGAUGUGGACCAAGAAGACCCAGAUGAUGACCUAGAUAUUUGACUGACCAGAUUUGACUAGACAAAGGGGAGGGGAAGACACUGGGCUCAGAAUCAUAGUGGUAUUUGCACUGACUUUACUUGUCCCCAC
Nannospalax galili (Upper Galilee mountains blind mole rat) is the source of this 1382-nucleotide messenger RNA. It is a transcript of the gene Elp5, whose product is annotated as elongator acetyltransferase complex subunit 5. NCBI's taxonomy places the organism in Eukaryota, Metazoa, Chordata, Mammalia, Rodentia, Spalacidae. Gene Ontology annotation, molecular function: tRNA binding. Gene Ontology annotation, biological process: tRNA wobble uridine modification. The coding region runs from base 312 to 1295 and encodes 327 amino acids. The record is from RefSeq and is a predicted model, not a curated record. Gene Ontology annotation, cellular component: nucleus; elongator holoenzyme complex; cytosol. The transcript has 8 exons.